GGCGGCCGCAGCGAGGCCUGCGCGCCUACCCAUGAGCACUGGGGCGCUCCGCUGCCUGGCGCCGCUGGGCCUUAGUCUGUCGGCCUGCGAUGGCGAGCGCGGUCCCGCCCGCGGGUGUUCUGGGGCUGCUGCUUGUGUCCGCGCUGCCGGGGGUCCUCGGAGACCGCCCCAGCCCCGACCUCCAGGCACACCCAGGGGACCCCGCCCAGGUCAGCCCUAAGGCCGCGGAACGCCGGCGGCCGCCGCCGCCCAAGGACCAGCAGGAGCGGGCCCGGGCGUGGCCUCUGGGGGCGCUGUACACCGCAGCCGUCGUGGCUUUCGUGCUCUAUAAGUGUUUGCAGCAGGAGAAAAAGGAGGCUCCUGUUCUCCAAGAAGAAGCAGGCAAGAAGGAAUCCUUGCAGUCAGAGCAACAGCUGGCCCAGUUGACACAACAGCUGGCCCAGACGGAACAACACCUGAACAAUCUGAUGGCCCAGCUAGACCCCCUUUUUGAGCGGGUGACUACCCUGGCUGGAGCACAGCAGGAGCUUCUGAACAUGAAGUUACACACCAUCCACCAGCUGCUACAAAAGAACAAGCCCAGCAAGGAUGUGGCGGUUCCAGAACCAGAGGCGAGCAUGCCCUUUCCUGAGGACUCGUGCGCGAAGGAGGAGGACGAGGAGGCUGGUGACGGUCAGGCUUGGGAAGAGCCCCUACACCCCCUACAUGGGAGCAUAGAGACAAGGAACCCGGCUGCUCCGUGGGGAGUGGAGCAGGGGCUAAGGAGAAGAUGCAGCAAGGCUGCGGCAAAGGGCCCCAGUCCCAGCCCCCUCUGGGAAGGAGGGACGACAGCUGAAGGCUUAGUAAAACCAAGUCUGUUCUUGUGAUUGGA
This is a messenger RNA of Myotis daubentonii (Daubenton's bat), 871 nucleotides long. It is a transcript of the gene CCDC107, whose product is annotated as coiled-coil domain containing 107. The record is from RefSeq and is a predicted model, not a curated record. NCBI's taxonomy places the organism in Eukaryota, Metazoa, Chordata, Mammalia, Chiroptera, Vespertilionidae.